Messenger RNA from Beauveria bassiana ARSEF 2860, 9624 nucleotides. RefSeq names its product fermentation associated protein. Bases 1 to 9624 code for a protein of 3207 amino acids. NCBI's taxonomy places the organism in Eukaryota, Fungi, Ascomycota, Sordariomycetes, Hypocreales, Cordycipitaceae. Gene Ontology annotation, cellular component: membrane. The transcript is spliced from 2 exons. The record is from RefSeq and is a predicted model, not a curated record. Gene Ontology annotation, biological process: fermentation.
AUGUCUGGGUGGGAGCAAUCACUCGCCCCCAGGUUAGCAGGUCUUCCAGACUUCAACUACAAAUUUUUCAUCUUCCUGCUCAUCUCCGGCUUGCUCUCCAUCUUCUUCCUCCUCUACUUCAAUCGGCUCUUCGGCUCGAUAGUCUCCUACGCGAUUCGAACAUGGACCUGGCACCGAUAUAAGGUUUUUCUCGACAUUCAGGCUCUUCAAGUGUCAUUGCUCGCCGGUCGAAUCUUCUUCUCGGGCUUGCGCUAUCACGGCGUCAAUGAAUCAUUCCUAAUUCAGCAUGGCGACAUCACCUGGCGGUACUGGCUGCGGAGGGUGCGCGAAGCCGACGUUCUAGACGACAAGCACUCACAAGGCAAUCACCCUUCUAGUAACGAUAGCAACUCAAAGCUUCCAUGCCGUAUCAAUGUCAGUUUGGUUGGCUUGGAGUGGUUUGUCUACAAUCGCAGUCCAGCCUACGAAGGAGUUCUGGCUGGUCUGAAGCAAGCUGAUGCAGCACGCUCCUCCUCCAACGACGUGUACCACGAGAAACCGAGCGCUGCAGAAAAACCACGUAGGCGAAACUUGAAUGGGAUUGAUCAGCUUGAAGAGAUAUUCCCAUCAUCGCGAAACGGUCGACCAGCCACGGGGCGACAAAACAGCUCUCAAGACGACAGCGUUGCCGGGGAUUUUGGUAGAAUUUCAGAGCCAGAAACACCAUUUAUACUGCAAUGGUUGCCUAUACACAUCGAAUGCAGGACAGCCGCUGCUGUAAUCGGAAAUGAUAACACUAGAGCUAUCCUAGUUGCCAAAGCAAGCGGCCUAACGUGCGAUGUCGAUGCGGGAGCAGCCAGCACGCCAGACCCAUACCGUCAGCUUUUCGAUGUCGAUUUUGAUCACCCUAUCGUUGAAUUCAAGGACAACAAUGACUUCAAAGAGGACCAGCCUACCCGCGCCACCAAAGAACGCGAGAUUGGAAUCCAUUUCGACUCUCAACCCUCAAGAAACUGGUUCCGCCACAGGCGGCGCAAGCUCGUCUCAUCUUUGCGCAACAUGGUACCUUAUUGGAGAAGAUCGGUCGAGUCAUUUUCGGCUGGUUCGCGCACAGAACACGGCACUAGGGAUUCGCAAAUUCCCGCGUCAAAUCGCUGGCAAGGUCUAUCUCGGUAUCUUGACGAUCGUGACCAAGAUGACAAGGCUCGAUGGAACUCGGUCGAGUAUGCUGCUGUGACCACCAUCAUGGACUCACCUUCUGCUCAUCUGCAGGUAUACUGGGAUGCUGUUGCCAAGGUGACGCAACAAAACUCUCGCCCUAACACUGCUGACUCCCUCUUGCAUGUCAACGGCGGCGAUGCGCCUGCGUGGGGGAUUCACUUUACUAUUCGGGGUGGUACUAUGAACUAUGGACCCUGGGCCGAUCGACAACGGGCGGACUUGCAACGCGUCUUCAUACCUGGACUAGCCAAAGAUGCUACACCUGCAAAGCCGCUGACCCCAGGGGAUUGGAGAGUCGCCACAGAGUUCAAGCUCUUGAUUGAGCUAGAAGACACUGUCACACUUCGAAUACCGAUUCGAGAAGAGUCAAAAAACUGGCGCUGGCGUGGUAAAGAGCCCCCUGUCAACCAGCAAGGGCCUCUGAAUCGAAAGCAACGUAACAAGGCUAAGAAGAAGAGCAAAACAGACGUCCAGACUCGUCCUGUCGGAUGGCUCGAGUUUAAACUGCCAAAGAACGCCUCAGUCAAAUACUCGAUGGAUAUGCUUGCCCGACUGGGUGGUUAUAAGAACACGCUUCGAGUUGAUUUGCCAACCUCUGAGCUGUGGAGCAGUGUCAACCAUGAUCUUCUUUGGCGCUCUGGUCCCCAGAGCAUUGUCUGUGAUUUGUCAAACCCUCUCACGUGGAACACGCUUCGAAAUUGGCACUUCAAUAUCACAACUGAUGACAUGAAGCUAUACCUGCUUCGCGAUCACAUCUUUCUUUUGAUAGACUUGGUGAAUGACUGGGCUAGUGGACCACCUUCCGAUUACCUCGUCUUCACACCUUUCAACUAUCAUUUACAUCUACAGCUUCGGAAUCUGCAAGCAUACAUUAAUAUCAAUGAUGGCAACAUUAUCGAUAACGCAACAUCGCAUGACGAAAACAACUUUUUAGUCCUCUCGACUCCCGCUUUGACUACCGAAGCUACAAUUCCGCUCGACAAGUACAUACCAGCAAAGAAUUCCAUUCCUUUCAAUGUUCGAGCUGAAACGCUCACUUUAGCCGCGAGAACGCCUCAAUGGAAUACAGAUUCAGCAUUCUUGGACUCGGCCCUACUUGGCAACGCGGAAGGCCUAGUUAUUUCAGGCAGCUAUCAAUAUAAUGCGUCAACCUCAUCAGCCAACACGGACACAUUGGUCUUGAACGUUUAUGGCCAAUCUCCCCACGUCACCGCCCAUGGCUUUCUCGUACGAUAUCUCAUGCUGCUCAAGGACAAUUAUUUUGGCGAACAUGUACACUUUCGCACGGUCGACGAGUACCAAGAGCAGAUUCAAUUACAAGCUCAAGGAGACGGCGAUGGCAAAAUGGGACCACCGGUUAAGAAGUCGAAUGACUUGGACGUGAUACUUUCUGUCAAAGUGGACGAUCCCCAGAUUAUUGUGCCAACGAAUCUGUACUCUGCGAACCGCUAUAUUCAAGGAGAACUCGCAAGCCUGGCUGUCGACCUACGGUUUACCAACUAUUACAUGGAUUUGGAGCUAGACCUGAGUCCACUAAGUCUGUCUCUCGGUGCCGGUAAUCGAACAGACUCACCAAGCUUAUCGACCUCGAACACACAGCUUUUCAUAGAUGGCAUUCGUGUUUUUGGUCACAGAGCGUUUGGACUGCCACCUGCCGAGCCUACAUACCUUUGUAACUGGGAUGUUUCUGUUGGCGCAGUUCGCGGUGGCUGUAAUGCAGAGUUUCUAUCUGCCCUUACCAAGGGUGCAUCUGCUUUCGGCUUCACAUUUGAUGACGUUGAGAAUGCAUUGGUGCCGUAUUCGUCCCUCGUCUUCCACGACAUUACGUUCAUCAGAGCGCAAGUAGACGGCGUCUCACUAUGGAUACAUUUGCCUGAUGCUGCAUUCCUGAUCUCGACGGGCACGAUUGACGUGAAUAGCAAUGAUUGGGCUCGGUCACAUUACUCCAAAAGAGCAAACGUGACUGUCCCCAACAUUCAAAUAUCAUGUGUCGAUGCUGAAUCUGCGGCCGAACACAAGUCCCGCCACCACCACCCAGUCAAGACCGAUGCAUAUCUGCGAAUGGACAUCCAGCUUGGUUCAAUUGGGCGCAAAGUGAAUUUUGCAGAAGAACGCAAGGCACAACAGGAGCUAGUGCGACGAGAAGAUCAACGCACAGGCAGGACGCCCUUUUUGGUUUUCGACGAAUUGCUCGAUGAAUUCAUACCCGAACAAGUAGAUGUCCCUGCUCAGUGUGCCCCGCCGCCACCAUAUCCAGUUGAUGAGCUCGAGUUUGACAAUGAUUCUGCCGAAAGCAUUCGAUCGUCGAGGUCUUCUCGUAGGAUUAGACGCCAAGGAUCAUUUCUGUCCUUUGCUAGCUCUGGAAGUGGAAGCAGCGUAAGGCGCAGAAUUGCAGGCGUUCGGGGGCAUACGAAGCUGCCUCCACAGGCGUCAUCUCUACGCAGCCGGUUGCAACUGCCGAGCUAUACCCCUUCUACAAGCGCAGCAGAAGAUGGGAGAAAUCGGAGCUAUAGCCAUCCCACUGUCACAUUCUCUAGCCCUUACUUUGCCCCCCAUUUCUCCAUGGAUGGCAUUCAGCCGGACCUGCGCCAACUUGGAACCUUGGAAGGGGAUGAUGCCAACUGGGACGACCCGUUUCGAAAUCCGUCAGCUCAACUCUCUGACAUUGAUCCGCGAAGUAUCAGCGAAGAAUUCGCUUACUCUGGCGCCAUUGUUGAAGUUCCCUCUGGUAUCACUGCUUUUGUGAACCCAGAAGCUGUUAAGCAUGUAAACUCUCUGCUUGAAGUAUUGCAUCCAAGUAGCCCAGAAGACUUAUUGGAUAGUCUGCAAGUGAACUCUAUCAAAGAGAUCUACAGCGCGAAGCAACGCAGUAACGCAGCAGGCGAUAUGACAGACCUGCUCGUCCGACUUCCUGGCGCCCAUAUUCGCUUUUUGAACUCGUCGACCUUGGACAGCUCUGACUCAUCCUCGGAAGAAGUCGAUCAGUAUGAUUUGCAGUUCUCCAAUGUCAGCCUUGUUACCCGAACUGUGCUAGAGCGAAAUAGCACUUCAGCGAUGCACGACAAGUCUAGAACAUCCUUGCAGCUGCGCAUGAGCAACGCUGAACUCUCAGCAACAGAAAGACUCAGCACGGCGCCUAAAGCUCAAGCCGCUGUGAUGAUGCAAAUUGACCAGGUUCUGGUAUCCCUGGGGUCGAAAGACGUGACAUACCUUGAUGUGGACAUUGGAUCUGUUGUCGGCAGUACAGCUUCUGGCGCCAUUGAGUACCUGGCGACUCUGAUACAUCGUACAGGAAACGUUGCUUCAGAAUUGUCAAAUCUACUCGCCCAAUCUUCGCAGCGACAGCAAAACCGCCUACAGUACUGCUGCUGCCGUUUGUUAGAUCUUGGUCGGUCGACCAAUGACCCCCCGUUUCUUAUUCGACCCUCAGCAGUACUUCGGUCAGUGAACCAACACCUGAGGACUGUUGAUUCUUGGAAACUGGCCAUGCGACUGCGGCAAAUCUGGACACUAUUGCCACAGGCCGAUAAAAUCCGUCUCACGCAAGCUUGCAGCACAGGAACAGGACAGCUGCCUCAUAACGCAGCUCAGGCUGCCAUAGAAGCAUUUCAGCAUUGGAGAAGCUGGGACCUCGAAGAUCCCCGACAGACCGUCUUGCUGAGAAAGGUGUUUGGCCCCAUGAAGACCCCGGUUGAACAACAAGGCGACGAGCGUCUCUUCCUAAGUGCGUGCAGACUUGGCGAGUUGCAAUUCAUUCUUGAUCCUGGUCCAAAACAGAAUCGUGUCACUGUCAAAGACCUCAGUAGUAGGUUCGAGCGCAAGCCUGAUGCCUCAGUUGGAGCACAACUUGGCAUACAAGGCAUGGAUGAUCUUCUCAAUACUGUGGACAUUUCCUGCUCUGAUGUUCAUGUAGAUCUGAAUUGGGAACUUUUGGAGCUCGGCCAAACAGUCUUGAAGCUUUACAAUCGAAGUCAGCCGGCAGUUGUCGCGACACCCAAGAAACCAAAACCAAAGGUGGCUGACAAAGAAGCUCAUCGCAUGGCUUUGCACGUCUUUUGUGAGAUUGAAAACGGCUCUCUCAAUCUAGAGACCAUCAACCUUCGCUUCUGCAACCAUUUGAGCGGUUUCAAAUCCUCGGCACUGCUGUACAGGCUAGAGAGUGGCAGAGAAUUCAACAGCCUCAUGCUGAAUUGCGACGCUGUCACGUCAAGGAUGCAUGGCCAUUCUUCCUUGUUAUGGACCUGCCAGCUGCUGAGUCCAUCAGUGACUAUCUCGCAGGAUAUCCCUGAAGGCAAAGCUCAGCCAAUCCACGCCAUCAAAGGAGCUGCUAGCAGUCGCGGCCUAUCGGUCACCGUCGAAAAAGAUAUAAUGGGUCUCUUGGAGAUUGUUGAUCUUGUUAUCAGGGAUGAAGGCGCACAGCUGGCCCAACUCCAGACGUACAUGCCGAAAUCCCAGACGAAAACGCAGUCCCCAUACAUUGCUGGCCAACUGGCAAGCUUCAAGAUCAACAUGGUCAUGUUUCUCGACGGGUACUCUAUCAGCGUGCCGUUGCUUCAGUCCUUGACUUAUAAAGUAGCUGGAGACGUGGCGCGAGCAGCAUUUGCUGCGAAUCAUGGGAAAGAACUUGUGUUUGACUUUGAUGUGAAAGACAAUUCACACGACAUCCAAAUGAAUGUAAACAACAAAUUGCAGAGUAUCUCGAUCUUGCAAAUGCCGCCAACAAAUGGUCGAGUUACAACUCGCGGGGAAAGCUCCGAGCGCACAAUCAAUGUUCUCUUAUCAAUCGAGGUCAUUCGUCUUGACGCAUCAGCUAUCUACAGCUUGCUGACAGCUGUGAAUCGGCCGCAGAUCAGUGCAGAAAUCGAAGAUAUCCAAGAACAACUGAAGUCGAUCCAGGAACAUGUGGGCGAACUUUCCGAUUCCAAGCCUCCCCGGCAUAUACCCGCGACAGUCACAGCGAGCAGUACAAAGACGAUUCAGCUGCCUAUUAUUUACGAUGUACACUUGACUUUGGCUGGAUUCGAGGCGCUCACCAAGACGUUCCUCAAAAAACCAGAAGAGCCAUUCGCACACUUACUUUUCGCGCUUGACAAAUUUCGUCUACAGGCAUCGAACAGGAACGUUUCCUCGGGGGUUAUUAUGAAAUAUCCUGAGCUGAGCCUGCAUUUGCAGAAUAUUGGCUUCGAUGUACGUCGAGGCCACGAAGGGAAAACCAGAUCAUGUGGCAACCUCGGAGCAAGUGUCACUGUAAACGCCGGCUCAAGAAGAUCACGAGACGGGAAAGAGGAAUGGAUUUUUAAUUUUAUGAGUGAUGAUCUUCAUGUUAUUCUGUCACCUGAAACUGUCUCGACGGUCAUCGACAUUCUUGGCUAUAUGAGCUCAAGAAUCAAAGAUCUGGAUACGUCCCGCGAGCUGGAAUAUCUGCGCAAAUUGAGACAAUCCAAGCCACGCAUUUCGAUCAACGACGACGAUGUAUCUGGAGCAGAUGAGGAGGACCUGCUUGAUUCAGUCUUGUCGUCUGUGGUGUACCGGUUCCAGCUGCGAAACAUUCGUGCUAGCUGGGAUGUUGCUAAAGAGGCCGAUCAUACUUCAGAUGACAAGGAAGAUCUUCAUUUCUCCAUAUCCUUGAUUGAGUUUGGCACCAGAAGCAAGAAAUCUGCUCGACUAACCAUUGAAGACUUGCAGCUACAGAUGGUGCCACCUGGACAUGAAAGGGGGACAAGAUCCCUUCACUCGGCUCUCUUACCUGAAGUCACGUUUAACGUUGCGUACAUUUCUACAGCUGAUGCUCGGCGUCUUGCCUUUCAAGCAUUCGGCAAAUCAUUGGAUUUGAGACUCACAUCAUCGUUUAUUCUGCCCGCUGCCCACUUGGUGCAAUCAAUAUCCUUGUCGGCCAAAAACGUACAGGAAGCCUCUGCACAAUGGACGACGGACACUGUGCAAGACACGUCCAACAAAGAGCCCGUCGAGAUACCCUCCAUCAAACAACGCUCCAUUAUAGGCAACAAGCGACUUGAAAGCCUCCUGCUAGACGCUGACUUUGCUGGAGCCGUUGUCCAUGUAUCCAGCAGUAACAAGGAACAAAGUCACAAUGGGCCAUCUCUUGGAGGUAAAUACGGCCAGUUCAAUGUGGAUGACUCCGGAAGCAGUGCAGUCCUACGCAGCCCUGGAGUGGCAUUCAAGGGAGAGUUUCGCGAUGACGGCAAAGCGGAUCCGUCGCUCUUUGCCGAAAUCAAGAUUGAUGCGUCUGAAAACAUUCUAUAUCCUUCGGUCGUUCCUUUAGUUCUCGAUAUCUUGUCAAAUAUCAAGGAAGUUGUGAGCGACAAAGACGACGGACAAAAAGCUCCCGCGCCACCUAAGCUUAAGCCUCAGAAAACAGGCGAAGAGGAUAAUAUUCUCACUGCGGACCCCAGUACCGUUAUUGGCCGGCUGAAACUGAAUCUGGGUUUGAGAAUCUGCGAGCAGAAGUUUUCUUUGAGCUGCCAGCCUAUUGCCCGAGUUGCUGCUACAACAAGCUUCGAUCACUUCUAUCUCACCUUCAAUACGAUUACCUCACAUGAGCAUGGCGACUUCUUCGCUAUUUCCGGAGUUCUGACGAAACCGCAGGCAUCCGUCAAGCAUGUAUAUUCAAGAGAGCCAACAGCUAGCUUUGCUCUUGAUACAGUCACCCUGUCUCUUAUGAACAGCAAGCAUGUUAGUGGCGUGAGUGGAGUCUCGGCCAUUCUCAACGUCAGUCCAAUGGCCAUCUCUGUCAACGCACGUCAGGCACCAGAUUUCCUGCUUUUCCGAGAAAUUUGGUACCCAGAGGAGCUGCGCCACGCUGAUUCGGCGCCAGUGGCAAAGCUAGAAACGGAGACUUCCCAAGUUCAUUUGGUUCAACGAUAUCAGCAAGUUGCUGCCACUGCUGCCUUCCCCUGGACCGCUACCGUCUCGAUUGCAGCGCUGGAUGUGAGCAUCGAUCUUGGCCAGUCUAUUGGAAAAUCUGUGUUUCAAAUUCAAGAGUUGUGGGUUUCCUCCAAGAAAACAUCAGACUGGGAGCAGAACCUAUGCUUGGGGUUUGGCAAGAUCGGUAUCGACUCUACUGGCCGUUUGAGUGGUUUCAUUGCUCUGGAGCACUUCCGACUCCGAACGUCAAUUCAGUGGCCAAAGCGCGAGGAGGCGUUGAAUGAGACGCCUUUGGUUCAAGCUGCACUGGCAUUCAAGGCUCUUCAAAUCAAAGCAGCUUUUGACUAUCAGGCAUUCCUCGUCGGAGAUGUAACGUCGCUCGAAUUCUUGAUGUACAAUGUCCGGGAAAGCAGACACGGCAGCGGAGACCGUCUUGUGGCAAUCUUCAACGGCGACGCGAUCCAGCUCUUCGGCACCACCUCUUCGGCUGCACAGGGGGUGGCUGCGUACCAGGCACUAAAGAGGCUUGUUCAAGAGAACAAAGAAAGCUACGAGUCAUCUCUAAAGGAGAUUGAAAAGUUCAUCAACCGUAAGUCGGUCGGUGGACGGAGUAGCUUGCAGCCGCGAAGCACCAUCCCCAAGCUUCCUGAGAAUGACACCAUGUCCAAGUCGCCCAUUUCUCUGGACACGGAUGUUGUCGUGACGCUGCGCGCACUAAAUCUCGGCGUCUUUCCCAGCACAUUCUCCGACCACCAAGUCUUCAAGAUGGAAGCACUGGACGCCUAUGCGAGGUUUGCAGCCAGCAUGAAGGAGCGAAAGAUUCAUAGCUUACUGCGCAUGACCUUGGGACAGCUCCGCGUCGGCUUGGCAGGCGUGCGAAACGUGGAAGCUCCACGAACAUUGAGCGAGAUGCGGGUUGAGGACGUCGUGGAGAGAUCAACAGGCUCCCGCGGCGGUACCAUUCUCAAAGUGCCCUACGUAGAGGCGCUCAUGGAGACGUGGCAGUCGCCCAACACCAACCACAUCGACUACAAGUUCAAGAGCGCCUUUGAGGGUAAAGUCGAGGUUGGAUGGAACUACUCGCGCAUCAGCUACAUCCGCGGCAUGCUGGCAAACCACAACAAGUCUCUGGAGCAGGUUUGGGGCCGCCAGCUGCCCCUGACGGCGGUCAAGAUUACCGGCGUGCCGGGCCUCGGCACCGAGAAGAAGAGCACGGAAAGCCUCGCCGGCGGUGGGCUCCUGAACCAGGACCGCACCGGCGAGGAGGGCGAGGAUCAGGAGUCGCCGGCGGCGCAGCAGGGCAAGAUCACGGCCGAGGUCAACGUGCCGCAGUCCAAGUACAACUACACCGCGCUCGAGGAGCCCAUCAUUGAAACGCCGCAGCUGCGCGACAUGGGCGAGGCGACGCCGCCACUCGAGUGGAUUGGUCUGCAGCGCGACAGGCUGCCCAACUUGACGCACCAGAUUGUGAUUGUGGCUCUAUUGGAGUUGGCGGGCGAGGUCGAAGACGCAUAUGAACGUAUCUUGGGAUCAUCUUGA